Molecule: messenger RNA, 1408 nt
Organism: Hyphopichia burtonii NRRL Y-1933
Lineage: Eukaryota; Fungi; Ascomycota; Pichiomycetes; Serinales; Debaryomycetaceae
Gene: ABD1
Product: mRNA (guanine-N7)-methyltransferase
Exons: 1
Coding region: 17-1342 (441 amino acids)
Biological process (GO): 7-methylguanosine mRNA capping
Cellular component (GO): nucleus
Molecular function (GO): mRNA 5'-cap (guanine-N7-)-methyltransferase activity
Source: RefSeq, a predicted model, not a curated record
AGGUCUGAACAUUACUAUGGCUGAACAAAAGUACGAAGGAGCCGAUUUGUCGGACCUGUUUUCGAGAAGAGGAGACUCUGCGCCCACCGGUCAGCCGUCAAGUGUGUACGGAGAGGAGCAGCAACAACGACCAGCAUGGAUGAAACUGGAGAAGAAUAAGCUCUACGAUAAGUAUGGAACCAAGCAAACCACCAGGGAAGAUACCAGAGAUGAUCGGUAUAGUAAAUACGGGGUGCAAGAUAACAAACGGGUUAGACGAGAGGAGGAAGAGGAGGAAUUGAAACGACAAAAAAUCGAUUAUCAAACAUUUCAAAGCCGAAUUGAUAAAGAAAAAGAUAUUAAUAGUAUAGUGAGAAGUCACUAUAAUCAGCGAACCUAUCAAUCCAAAUUACAAGGAUCGCGAACCAAAUCCCCCAUAUAUAAAUUGAGAAAUUUCAAUAACGCCAUUAAAUAUAUUAUGUUGGGGAAUUUUUUCCCAACUAAACGAGAAGCAGGACCCCGAACAGUACUUGAUCUAUGUUGUGGUAAAGGAGGAGAUUUGAAUAAGUGUGAAUUUAUAUCAGUUGAUCAAUAUAUUGGGAUAGACAUAUCCGAUGCAUCGAUUAGUGAAGCUUUUAGCAGGUAUCUGCAGAAUCGGGCCAGAUUUAUACCGCAAAAUGAAGAAAGUAAAAAGCAAAGAAAUAGUAAAAAAUAUAAUUUUGAAGCUUGUUUUGCUACUGGAGAUUGUUUUACUAAUAGCAUUCCGGAGAUCUUAGAGCCUAAUUUCCCCGGAAUAAUAGAAAACAUGUUCCCGGUUGACUGUGUUAGUAUUCAAUUUGCAAUGCAUUAUGCAUUUGAAACCGAAGAAAAAGUUAAAACCCUAUUAAAUAAUAUUACUAAAUCACUAAAACCGGGAGGUACAUUUGUGGGAACAAUACCUUCUUCGGACUUUAUCAAAGAUAAAAUAUUGAAAAAAAAUUUUAUUGACGGGGAAACAGGUUGCAAAUUUGGUAAUAAAUUGUAUUCGGUUACAUUUGAAAAGCCGCCACCUGCCGAUGGUAUUUUCAGGCCUCCAUUCGGCAAUAAAUACGUGUAUUAUUUGAAGGAUGCAAUUGAUGCGAUUCCCGAAUACGUGGUUCCCUUUGAAUACUUUAGAUCUUUAUGUGAAGAUUUUGGUUUAGUAUUAAAGUAUAAAAAGAAUUUCAUUGAUAUUUUCAAUCAAGAAAUCCCCAAGUAUUUCAGUAAGUUGAAUAAGAACUUAGUAGAAGGAAUGAAGAGAAGUGAUGGGAAAUACGGCGCAGAAGGUGACGAAAAGGAAGCAGUUGGAUUCUACAUUGGUUUCGUAUUCGAAAAACUUGGUUAAACCCUGAAAAUAAGUAAAUAAGAUAAAGACAACAACCAAAACCAAAAAAAAAUAAUUAAAAAAAAU